Cetraspora pellucida is the source of this 1160-nucleotide messenger RNA. The record is from the annotation of a GenBank genome assembly. NCBI's taxonomy places the organism in Eukaryota, Fungi, Glomeromycota, Glomeromycetes, Diversisporales, Gigasporaceae.
AUGAACAAUCUCUUUAAUAAGAUUUUGUUGAUGAUUUUUUCUUUGAUCUUACCUAAAAAAAUCACACCAUUCGAUAAACAAUAUUAUCAACUUAAAUUUGUCUGUGUUUUAUGGAAAGAUCUUCUCAAAUUAUUAUUAGUUAAACAAGGAACAAAAUAUUAUUUAGUUGAAUACGAUUUAAAUACUUAUGAACCACCAAAUAUUCUUUUAAUAUGGAAUAUAGAAUAUGACGAUAAUACAAUUUAUUUAUUUUUUAAAGAAAAGAAAUAUGAAAUAAAUGAUUAUAUAAAAGAAAAUGAUCUUUUAUAUCAACUUAUUACACCAGAUCUUUUAUCAUCAUAUGGAAAAUAUGAUUGUGAUCGUUGUGAAAAAUUUACCUAUUGUGUACGAAAAGAAUAUUUUUUUAAAAAAGAAUAUCAAUGUUUAGCAGAUUUUUGUAGUAAUCAUGGUGAUGAAGGAUUUAUUUAUAAUAAUCAAUAUUAUAAAGAUCAUAAAUAUUCUAUUGCAUCGUAUUGUCAAGAAUUCAAACCUCAAAGUUAUAAAAUUAUUUGUAAACAACCAUUUGAUUCUACUGAAACAUUUGAAUUCAUUCGAUUUUAUUUUUCAAAUCAUAAUGAACAUAAAAAAGUACUCGAUAAGAUUAAAAAUAGACAGGAAGAAUUAGAAGAAGAAUUAAAUAAUAUUAAAUUGAUAAAGGAAGGACCAGAAUUUUUACCAAUAGGUGAACAAAAAGAUGAUUAUGUUUACAUAAUUCAGAUGGAUCUUUGUUUAUUAAAUAAAUUCAUUAAUGCAACAGAUCAAAGAGAUUUAUUGUUAAAAUUUGCAGAAUUAUUUGGAUAUUUACGACCAGAUUUUGAAAUUGGAUAUAAUACUGAAGGAUAUGAUUGGAAUUUUGUACUUCAAAAAUCAAUUAUAUUGGGAAUUGAAGAACAAUUUGUUGAUAAUUUAGAAACAACUGUACGAGUUGUUGAUAAAGAUAUUGAAGAGAAAAUACAAAAAUAUGAAUUUGCAGGAAUUAAUAUUAAUAAUAGACAAAUAAAAAAAACAUUUCCAACUGCAAUCAGUAAUAAACUUGAUGAUGUUUUAGUUCGAUGUGGAUUACCAGGAAAAAUUAAUCUACCAUAUGUUCCAGAUGAAGAAACAAAAGAUUUAAACUGCAU